AUGUCGACAACGACGACGGCCACACCCGACGCAGGGGGUCCGCGGGACAUCACACCGGACCGGAAGAAAGCGUGGGAGUCGUCGUCGGACUUUGCCAACUACUUUUGCACGUAUGCGUUCAUUUACCACCAGAAGCAGAUGCUCUCGGACGACCUGCGCAUGCAGAGCUACCGCGACGCGAUCUUCCUCAACCCGAGCCAUUUCAAGGACAAAGUCGUGCUGGACGUGGGCACGGGCAGCGGGAUCUUGGCCAUCUGGGCGGCCCAAGCAGGCGCCCGCCGCGUCUUUGCCGUCGAAGCGACCGACAUUGCCGUGCAGGCGCGCAAAGUGAUCAAAGCCAACAGUCUCGACCACGUCGUGACGGUCAUUCAGUCCAAGAUGGAGGACGUGGAGCUCCCCGAGCCAGUGGACGUCAUCAUCUCCGAGUGGAUGGGCUACUUCCUCCUGCGCGAGUCCAUGUUCGACUCGGUCCUCGUCGCCCGUGACCGGUGGCUCAAGUCGGACGGCGCCAUGUUCCCGUCGCACGCGAGCAUGUCGAUCGCUCCCAUGUGCAACGAAGACAACAGCAACAAGCGCUUCAGUGAGUUCUCGUCCGCUAUGGACGGCUGGCGCAGCUUCGUGGACAAUACCAAGAACGCCUGGGGCGUCGACAUGAGCGUGCUCGGCAACGCCUUCCGCAAGGAACAGGAGCAGUACUCGCUGCACACGUCGUCGUGGGAGGAGCUCAGUGCCGGGGACCUCAUUGGCGACGAGGUGGAGUUUGCCACGUGGGACCUCAAGACCUGCACGCUCGACGACAUCAAGGAAGUGAAGGCGUCGUUCGCCCUGCCGAUCACCGCCAUGGCGCGCUUUGGCGGCAUUGCCGGCUGGUUCGACGUGGACUUUCGAGGCUGCGUGGAGCACCCUGCAGAGAAGAUCGUGACGCUCACGACGUCGCCCUUUGUGCAGCCCACGCACUGGGGACAGCAGGUGUUCCCGCUCUACCCGCCAGUUCAGGUGUGCGAAGGCGAUGCGGUCGUGGGCGACAUUACCGUCCGGCGUCGCACGGACAAUCAGCGGCUCAUGAACGUCAAGUUCGACUUCCGUGUCGAGCGGCCGGACGAGGCGGACGAGCGCUCGGCGGGGCCGCUCAACUCGGCCGUCUUCCAGAUCGAAUAA
Molecule: messenger RNA, 1158 nt
Organism: Hyaloperonospora brassicae
Lineage: Eukaryota; Oomycota; Peronosporomycetes; Peronosporales; Peronosporaceae
Source: the annotation of a GenBank genome assembly